This is a messenger RNA of Spodoptera litura, 2567 nucleotides long. It is a transcript of the gene Dolk, whose product is annotated as Dolichol kinase. Gene Ontology annotation, biological process: dolichyl monophosphate biosynthetic process. The record is from RefSeq and is a predicted model, not a curated record. Lineage: Eukaryota; Metazoa; Arthropoda; Insecta; Lepidoptera; Noctuidae. Gene Ontology annotation, cellular component: endoplasmic reticulum membrane. Gene Ontology annotation, molecular function: dolichol kinase activity.
UUCCGUUGUGUCGUUUAGUCGACUAUGAAUAAAGGUUGAAAAUUCUUCAUUAAUGGUAACUCCAGAUUGUCAAAUCUGUUUUUAAAAUUAUCAAUGUCACUUUGAUUGAUCAUUUGUUGACGAUUGACGUUAAAGAGGGGAUAUUGACGUUUUUGUUGACGUUGAACGAUGGAACACAAACUUUGAAAUAGUUUGGCUUUAAAAAUUUAAAUUGAAGGAAAAUGGACAGAUCUAAACUAUCAUUAAUUAUUAAAGGAUUAUUUAAACAAAUGGAUACCAAAAUAUUACGUAUUCUUGUGUCUAUUGACGAACAAAUUACAAAAAAUUUAAAAGACGGUAAUAUUGUUACCAGGCCCUCAAGUACAAAUGGACUAUGGAGUUGUGUACUUUUACCAGCAGUACUUGUAUCAUAUUCAACACUUUACAAUCAAAAUGUGUCUGAAUUAUACAUCUUCUUGGCUUAUAUAUCGAUUGGACUAGCAUCCUACAGUUUUCUUUUUAUUAUAUUUAUUUCUGUUUCUUGCUCGGUGUUGAAAGAGAAUAUUUAUGGAGGAUGUACAGCAUCUACGUUGGUUUCAUCAUUAUUGUUGUAUGCAGUGCAAGGACAAGAUUUAAUGUUUUCUCUGGUUUGGUCAACGGCUGCAGUGAUGUCGUACAGUGCUCUCAUGAAAAUAGCCCUCAUAGUGUACCCUAAAACAUUUACAAUAGGAGAAGCCAUGAUAGUCACACAGAGUAUUGUGCUGUUCAGUAUAACAACCGUUGGUAAAUACUUUUACAACAUGGGAGCAGAAGACGAUGUAGAAAUGAAAUUCAUUAAUGACGUUAUCUUUACUAUAUUAUCAAGCGUGGGAAUUAUCGUUGCAGCAAUAUGUAUUUUGGAUGAGACUCAAAAAACUUUAUCCGUUCUUACCUACAUCAUCUGUGUGGCCGGCACUUACGCGUUAAUGAUCUUACAUGUUAAAGUCGGAGUUGAUUGCAUAUUGAGAUUAGCUGAAUAUAUUCUCCUGGACACAGACAGAGUAUUAUUAUUCCUGUUCUGGCUCGGUUGUGCAGUUAUAUCAGCAUGUGUGAUACUAGUCCGCACUCAUCUCAAAGUGAAAGCCAGCACCGUUACUCGCAAGACAUUCCAUAUACUUGGCUCCUUGGUAUUCUUAUCUGGGAUAUUGUAUAACAUUCGACUGAUGACAUUAGCUGCUGGAUUCGGCUUUGGGCUUGUUAUAUUACUUGAGGCACUUAGGAAAUCUGGGAUAGAGCCGAUUUCAUCGUCACUUCAGUCUGCAUUCAAUGUGUAUAGUGAUGAAAAGGAUGUUGGUAGUUUCGCAAUGACUCCGAUCUACCUAUACGUAGGGUUGGCCUGUCCUCUAAUAUUGGUUCCAGUACAUCAAGGGUAUGAGCUCGAACUGCUUAGUGGAGUGUUGUCCAUAGGAAUCGGAGAUACUGCUGCCAGUUGGUUUGGUUCUAAGUUCGGCAUGAACCAGUGGGGAACUGGACCUAAAACAUAUGAAGGAACAGUAUUCAAUAUUCUAUCUCAAGUUGCGCUGAUGUAUGUGAUUGAACUGUUUGGUCUAAUGAGCGUGAAUAAUGCUAUGCUUCGUGUAGCGAUUGCGGCGGGAGUGUCAGGAAUAGUAGAAGCGAAAAUAGAUCAAGUAGAUAACUUAAUAUUGCCAUUAGUCACCCUAAUUUCAUUUCAAGCUACCUGGAUAUUAUGCUAAAGUCAGGCAGAGUUACUUAAAAAAUUUUUUUUUGUAAAGAUAUGUGCCACUCGUGUUCUGUGUAAGGCUGCGUUUCCACGGACGCGGAGCUGGGCGGAGAGGAGCGGUGAAAAGUGGUCAGUGUUUCCACUGAAGCGGUGCGGACUGAAAAAGAGCACAGCGGAGCCUACUUUGACAAUUGCAUAUUUUUUCGCUUAGUUGCAGUCAAUAUUUCAGAAAGACCAUUCGUCGUGUUGUGGAUUAAAAGGAAAAAAGGAAUCAUUUUAGAUCUUUCUCUACUUGAGAAGGAAUCAGAUGCCGUAGCAUUUACUGUUGCCCUCAUUGUCCUUCGCAUAGUAGGCAGUAGGUACUGGCCCACUGUCCUCCGCUCUGCACCCGAAUGCUCGUUGACCUCCGCACCGCAUUGCUUUGCUGUAUUUUUAUUAUGAAUAUCCGCUCAUCUGUACUCCACCCCGCUCAUGCUGUUUCCAUUGAAGCGGAGCAGAGAUUUCGACUAUAGUGAUUGGUCAAUUCGUGCAACGCUAAGCUCCUCUACGCCCCGCUCUGCGCUAAUGGAAACACAGCCUUACUGUUCUAUUUUUCUAAACUUAGUCUAGCUUUUUGAAAAAAUUAGAGUAUGCAUUUAAUUUUAUUCUGUGAAAUUUUGUAAGUAUAUUAUUAUGGUGUUAUUUAUUGAAAUAAAUUUUACGUAUUUUUAUUGGGAUUAUUAUGUAGAUAUUUUAUAUUUUUAUACGAAUAUGAAGAAGUAAUGACAUUGUAUUAGUAUUUCUUGUAUAAAAUUAUUUUUUGUAAAUAUUGUUGAGAUUUCAAUACAUUCCUAUAUUACCAAAGACUUACAUUAUUUUGUAAAUAAGA